ACACUAGACAGGAAGUUUCGAAAGUUGCUACUUUGGGAAGGGACAAUUUCCCCACAACACAAAAUGUAAAAAUAGUAACACUAGUAAGAAGGGUCUCAAUGAAAACAACAAGAACAACAAGUGCUAACUACUCACUUUUAGUACAAUUUCUCGCGGCGUGGUGCUUGUAUUGCUUUUGAGCUGUCUGAAAACGCCGAGACGAGCAUUCGGACAACAGCAACAUUUUGUCGUUUUGAUCUUUCAAAAAAGAUACAAUAAUGGAGUUUGCAUCGGACUACAUUUUAGCUGUGCCUGAUGUUGAAUAUGAGUGUGUGUCGGAUGACGAGUUUGAUAGAGGAAUGAGCGUCAGCGACUCUGAUUCCAGCGAUGAGGAGGCAGAUUGUGCUCCUAAUCAAGCCGAAGGCAGAGAGAGAGCCCUUAGGAGCCCGAAGAAGAAACCGAAAAUGAAGACGAAAAGUUCGCACCACUGGAAAAGUGGCUCUAAGGCUGUGUCCAGUGAGUCUGCGGAGAAGCGUCAACGUACUGCUAGUGAUCAAGCUCCAGCCGGUGCUGCUGCCCGGGCUGCCGCUGAGGCUCGCGGCAAACGCUGGUUCCGUCGAGCGGACACAAAUGUGGUGUCGGUAAACUUUAACACGCUUCUGUCCCCGGGCAACAUGCACGCCGGGGACCCGGUGGUGUGUCAGAAGUGUGGCGCGAUUCUCUCACACGUUAGCAAGACCACCGUGGAGGGAGAGGAGCAGAAGACCUGGGUGUGCGAGUUCUGCGACGAGGCGAACGUUGUGGAUGUAGAGGAAGAGGAAGUCCCCAAGGUGGAGGAUGUGACCUACUUGCUGCGUCCGGCCAUGACCACGUCCCACAGCUCCAUGUCUGGCCUGGACCAGUCGCUGGUCAUUUUCUGUGUGGACACCUCUGGCAGUAUGUGCGUCACCACAGAGAUCAACGGGAAGGUCAAGCUGCGCGGCACGGCACAGCUGAAGCGACUGCAGUCAUUCAACGAGACGAGGGAGGCCCAGUGGCUGCCGUCACAACGCAUGCGUGACGUGACCUACGUGUCGCGGCUACAGGCCAUGCAGGCUGCCGUGGACCACCAGCUGGGAGAAAUGUGGCAGACUUUCCCGCACCGUCGCGUCGCACUCAUCACUUUCAGCAACGAGGUGAACAUCGUUGACCCAAUGAAGCUUCGGGAAGAAUUCUCCAACGUCCUUGCCGACCCCAUCAUAGCCACCAAGGUCAAGGCUACGUUUAUCCUCUACAAAGACCUCUACGUGUACAACGAGGACGAGCCUGACAGUCAGCCGUGCCGUGUGGAGCAACAGGUCGGGAACGUCAACCGUGAGUCGGCCGUCACCUUCCAGUUCGCUCGACGUCUGAAGCCCAAGGCCGAUAAGGCAACAGAGAAACAGACAGAGGGAGCUACCGCUAGUGAAGCCACGGGACCUGCCGAAGCUACCACCAGCGAAGCUACGGGACCUGCCGAGGACGUCCCCAGCGCAAGCGGGAGUGCCGAGAUGCCACAGAGUGACCUCCCCAGCGCGAGCGGGAGUGCGGAGAUGCUGCCUCGGACUGACCUCCCCUUCCAGCUGCAGAUCGAGUACACGGACACAGAGGGGAACCAGGCUCUGCGAGUCAUCACCCGCUCCAUGCCUGUCACGUCGGAGAGGACCCAGGCGGAGCGACACAUGAACAUGGAAGUGCUGGGUGUGCACGCUGCCAAAACAGCAGCUGACAUGGCCCUGAAGGGGAAGUACUCACGCUCUCGUGGCAUCUCUCUGAUGAAUCAACGCUUGGCUUGGAGACAUAG
Aplysia californica (California sea hare) is the source of this 1801-nucleotide messenger RNA. Its product is annotated as circularly permutated Ras protein 1. The record is from RefSeq and is a predicted model, not a curated record. NCBI's taxonomy places the organism in Eukaryota, Metazoa, Mollusca, Gastropoda, Aplysiida, Aplysiidae. Gene Ontology annotation, biological process: COPII-coated vesicle cargo loading; endoplasmic reticulum to Golgi vesicle-mediated transport; intracellular protein transport. Gene Ontology annotation, cellular component: endoplasmic reticulum exit site; COPII vesicle coat. Gene Ontology annotation, molecular function: SNARE binding; zinc ion binding.